Messenger RNA from Odocoileus virginianus texanus, 5718 nucleotides. It is a transcript of the gene TNPO3, whose product is annotated as transportin 3. Lineage: Eukaryota; Metazoa; Chordata; Mammalia; Artiodactyla; Cervidae. Gene Ontology annotation, cellular component: cytoplasm. The record is from RefSeq and is a predicted model, not a curated record. Gene Ontology annotation, biological process: protein import into nucleus.
UCACUCUUUUAAUAUUGUUCUUUGAGACACAAAAGAUUUUAGUUUUGAUGAAGUCCAGUUUAUCUCUUUUUCCUUUUGUUAAUUGGGCUUUUGGUGCUGUAUCUAACAAACCACUGUCUAAUCCAAGUUCAUGAAGACAUACUCCUGUUUUCUUCUAACAGUUUCAUAAUUUUAGCUCUUACAUUUAGUUUUUUUUUUUUUUAAUAUGGUGCAAGGUAGGUCCAACAUCAUUCUUUUACUUGUGGAUAUUAAUAUACCUUUUAAAGUGUAAUGAGUAACUUGUAUUUCUUUGCAUUUAGACUAUAAAUUCCAUGAGGGCAGAGACCAAGAUGGUCUUACUAAAUUUUUAAUGAAUAGAUGAAUUAGGUAACCAAAAUAUCAAGUUUCUUUCCUUUUGUCAGAAAUUAUAUAGAGUACAGUACCUGUUUUCAUUGCGAUCUUGGUAGUUAUAAUCCUUCGGCAAUAACAAUUCAGAAACUAGUACACAGAAUGUUAGAGAUGGCAUUCUUUAACAGACUCUGGAGCCAAAUUGAUUUGGAUCAAAUCCUGAUUUUCAUUCAAGAAAUUUGUAACCUUGGGCAGAUUACAUUACCUAGUUCUUAUUCUUUAAAACAGGGAUUUAGUUUCUAUUAACUGUUAAAAGGAUUAAAUAAGACCUUGUAACUACAGUGCUUCAUACAUUGUAAGCAUUUAUCAAAUGGUAGCAGUUAUUUAUUAUUGCAAAGGAGACAUAGUCAUGUUUGGAAAUUUUCUCCCUAGUACGGAUUCCAAGAUUUCUAUAUUCGCUUGUGUAUUGAUAAUUGUUGUAGAACUGAUGUUUGACUCAGAAUGAAAGGCAUACACAAAAACAGAAUUCAGUGUGUUUGUGCAAAUACUCGGGAGUCAGUGUCCUGAGCAACAGAAUUACACCCUUUUGGGUGUAAGAAUUUCGCGGAAAGAGGGUUCUAGGCAUUUUCUAUUUUUUUCAACAUGGCACAUUUCCCAGGUUUGUACGCUAGUUAUUUGAUUGUAUGUCUGUCUCCUCCAUUAGAGUCAGCAUACAAAUGCUGUCUUAAGUCAUCUUUGGCUUUCCAGUACUCAGUGUCAGGCCACAGUUGAAUUGACGCGCCUUGUCCACGGGGGUCCUAAGAGAUUCUGGGGGAAGGGCUGAAGAAGUCGGAAGGGGGAGGGAAGACCUCGGAUCCAUUGCCAAGGAGAGGAAAGCUGCACAGGUGUGCCUGCCCCGAGGGUCGCAGAGCUCCAGACCCAGGCAAGAAAUGUCGAGAUCUUCUUACCGGCUCCAGUCUCUGUAGGGUCACUUCCGGGAGGGGGCGGGGACAAAAGAGAAGGCGUGCCGGCACGGAGGCCGUUUACAACGCACCAGACGGAAGUGUGCCAAGGUUUUGGUCCUGCCGCUUCCGGUCCGGGUAAAGGCUGCUGAGGUACGCUGCAUGGUCUCUGUCUUGCCGGGACAGCCUCCGGAGGGCAAGUUAGCAGGUCAGGAAGCUACCACCGGCGUCUGGAUUCAGAAGUGUGGAGUCUUGUGAGAAGAUCGGGAAAAGCGACCAGGAACUUGAAUACGAUCUAACCUAUGUUUCCGAGGGGGUUACUUCCACGAGGAACUCAUCUGCCCUGGUAACGGCCAAAGAGGAGAUGGCGCCAGUCAGGGAGCGGCCGUGGCCGACACAGUGAGGAAGCGCGAGGGCGGAGCAACCGGAGGAGCCUCGGGAGAAGAGCCAGAGCCGUCGCUGCCGCCACCACCUCUACCACCAUGGAAGGAGCAAAGCCGACACUGCAGCUCGUGUACCAGGCAGUGCAGGCGCUGUACCACGACCCAGAUCCCAGCGGAAAGGAGCGCGCCUCGUUUUGGCUUGGGGAGCUGCAGCGUUCGGUUCAUGCAUGGGAGAUUUCAGACCAGUUGUUACAGAUCCGGCAAGAUGUAGAAUCAUGCUAUUUUGCUGCACAGACCAUGAAAAUGAAGAUUCAGACCUCAUUUUAUGAGCUCCCCACAGACUCUCAUGCCUCUUUACGGGACUCAUUACUAACUCAUAUCCAGAACUUGAAAGACUUGUCACCUGUUAUUGUAACGCAGCUGGCUUUAGCAAUAGCAGACCUUGCCCUACAGAUGCCUUCCUGGAAGGGAUGUGUACAGACAUUGGUGGAAAAAUAUAGCAAUGAUGUAACUUCUCUGCCUUUUCUGCUGGAGAUCCUUACAGUGUUACCUGAAGAAGUACACAGUCGUUCCUUACGAAUUGGAGCUAAUCGGCGUACAGAAAUUAUAGAAGAUUUGGCCUUCUAUUCUAGUACAGUAGUAUCUCUAUUGAUGACUUGUGUAGAAAAAGCAGGAACAGAUGAGAAAAUGCUUAUGAAGGUCUUUCGCUGUUUGGGAAGUUGGUUUAACUUAGGAGUUUUGGACAGUAACUUCAUGGCUAACAAUAAGUUACUAGCACUCCUUUUUGAGGUUUUGCAACAGGAUAAGACCUCAUCAAACCUACAUGAAGCUGCUUCAGACUGCGUGUGCUCAGCUCUCUAUGCCAUUGAGAAUGUGGAAACCAACUUGGCAUUAGCCAUGCAACUUUUUCAAGGCGUCCUGACAUUGGAGACAGCCUAUCAUAUGGCUGUGGCACGUGAAGAUUUAGAUAAAGUUCUGAAUUACUGCCGUAUUUUCACUGAACUUUGUGAAACUUUUCUUGAAAAAAUUGUUUGUACACCAGGCCAAGGCCUUGGGGACCUACGAACUCUGGAACUGCUUCUUAUCUGUGCAGGGCACCCUCAGUAUGAGGUAGUAGAAAUUUCCUUUAAUUUUUGGUACCGACUAGGGGAGCACUUGUACAAAACGAAUGAUGAAAUUAUUCAUGGCAUCUUCAAAGCUUACAUUCAAAGGCUGCUUCAUGCCUUGGCUCGCCACUGCCAGUUGGAACCAGAUCAUGAGGGCGUUCCUGAGGAGACUGAUGACUUUGGGGAGUUUCGGAUGCGGGUGUCAGACCUGGUGAAGGACUUGAUUUUCUUGAUUGGAUCUAUGGAGUGUUUUGCUCAGUUAUAUUCUACUCUGAAAGAAGGCAACCCACCCUGGGAGGUGACAGAAGCGGUUCUCUUUAUCAUGGCUGCUAUAGCAAAGAGUGUUGAUCCGGAGAACAAUCCAACACUCGUGGAGGUCCUAGAGGGAGUUGUCCGUCUCCCGGAGACUGUGCAUACAGCUGUGCGCUACACCAGCAUUGAGUUGGUUGGAGAGAUGAGCGAAGUGGUCGAUCGAAAUCCUCAGUUCCUUGACCCUGUGUUGGGCUAUUUGAUGAAAGGUCUGUGUGAAAAGCCUCUGGCUUCUGCUGCAGCGAAAGCAAUUCAUAACAUUUGCUCUGUUUGCCGAGACCACAUGGCUCAGCACUUCAAUGGACUCCUGGAGAUUGCCCGUUCCCUUGAUUCCUUCAUGUUGUCUCCAGAAGCUGCUGUGGGCUUGCUAAAAGGGACAGCACUUGUCCUAGCCAGAUUACCUUUGGAUAAGAUUACUGAAUGUCUUAGUGAACUAUGUUCUGUUCAAGUUUUGGCGUUGAAAAAGCUGUUGUCUCAGGAGCCCAGCAAUGGCAUAUCCUCAGAUCCCACUGUGUUCUUAGAUCGCCUUGCAGUCAUAUUUAGACACACCAAUCCUGUUGUGGAAAAUGGACAGACUCAUCCGUGCCAAAAAGUCAUACAGGAAAUAUGGCCAAUUUUAUCUGAGACUCUAAAUAAGCACCGUGCUGAUAAUCGGAUUGUAGAGCGUUGUUGCCGGUGCCUCCGUUUUGCUGUUCGCUGUGUAGGCAAAGGAUCCGCGGCCCUGCUGCAGCCACUAGUCACACAGAUGGUAAAUGUUUACCAGGUACAUCAGCAUUCCUGUUUCCUGUACCUUGGUAGUAUCCUUGUGGAUGAAUAUGGCAUGGAAGAGGGCUGUCGGCAGGGACUACUAGACAUGCUCCAGGCACUGUGCAUCCCUACCUUUCAGCUCUUAGAACAGCAGAAUGGACUCCAGAAUCACCCUGACACAGUGGAUGACCUAUUCAGGCUAGCCACGAGGUUUAUUCAGCGUAGCCCUGUUACCUUGCUGAGGAGCCAAGUUGUUAUCCCUAUCUUACAGUGGGCCAUUGCCUCUACUACCCUGGACCACCGGGAUGCCAACUGUAGUGUCAUGAGGUUCCUCCGAGACCUCAUCCAUACAGGGGUAGCCAAUGAUCAUGAAGAAGACUUUGAAUUACGGAAAGAACUAAUUGGACAGGUGAUGAACCAACUUGGACAGCAGCUUGUAAGCCAGCUGCUUCACACAUGCUGCUUCUGCCUCCCCCCGUAUACCCUACCCGAUGUGGCUGAAGUGCUCUGGGAGAUCAUGCAGGUUGACAGACCGACUUUUUGUCGAUGGUUAGAGAAUUCUUUGAAAGGUUUGCCAAAGGAGACAACAGGGGGAGCCGUCACAGUGACACACAAACAACUUACAGAUUUCCACAAACAAGUCACUAGUGCUGAGGAAUGUAAACAAGUUUGCUGGGCCUUGCGAGACUUCACCAGGUUGUUUCGAUAGCUCACACUCCUGUACCGUGCCUGUCACCCAGGAAUGUCUUUUUUAAUUAGAAGACAGGAAGAAAACAAAAACCAGACUGUGUCCCACAAUCAGAAACCUCCAUUGUGGCAGAGGGGCCUUCACCGCCACCAGGGCAUCCCGCCAGACAGGGAAAGACUCCAGCCUUCAAGGCCACCCUGAGGAGUUCCUGUUUGGGGAUGUGAGGGAGAAUCAGCGCUGUUUAGAGAGAUGGCUGUGGCCUGUCCGGCGUGGUGGGAGGGGAGCUGGUUUCCUGGUGAACUUGUUUCUAAAAGGAAAAAUAAUUUUAAGGAAAUAAAAAAGAAAAAAAAAAAAAGGAAAACUAAACUGAAACUACAAUUGAAACAUUCUCCUGGUAGCAAAUGACUGCACACAUACAUACAUGCAUCUACACCUACACAUGCUAGCAUGCAUGUGUGCACACAGAAAAAUAAAAUUACAAAACUUUCUGUGAAACAAAAACAUUUACUUAGGGAAGAUGGGAAUUCAAAUGAAUUAAACAACUGCAAUUAGAAGGAAAGGGUCAGGAUCUUCUCUUAAGUUUUUCUUUUGUCCUUUCCUUCUCUCCUCCCUCGCUUCUUUUCCUUUCCCUUUCCUCUUUUAAUGAAAGUGAGUCUCCUCGUGUCCCAACUCAUGUCUGGUCCCAACUGUUUAUUCUCACCUUUAGAGUUGUUCACAUAAGGAGAAGUAAGCAAGGAACCUGUUCUGCUUUUUAUCAUGGUCAUAUCAAUGAUAUUAGGACCUGCCAGGGCCAAAAUUCAUGUUUACCCCAACUCUGACCCUAUUCAGUCUCUUUAAGUCCACUUCCAAUCUACCUUGGGUUGUCAUCUUUGGAGAGAAGAGCCAAAAUCAGGGUGAGCGGAAUACAAAUACUUUUUAAGUUUUUUUUCCUUUUCAGUUAAUUUUUUACCCAUAGACUUGAGAGAGGAGAACAGAAGGUGGGAGAAUGGACAAAUGUGUUUACAGGGCUAACCAUAUUACUAAAAGAUGUGAAAAUUGUUGACUUGAUGGGGGUGAGGCAGGAGAGGAAAGCUGAGGCAAGCCCUGAUGCUUUACAGGAAUCGUGGCCCUGACAGGCGCUAGGCACGAGGACAUGUUCUGUCUGCUGGUGUCGCCACCUCAAGAACAAAUCAACAGCAACAAAAGGAAAAAAACAACAAUAAAUUUUUAAAAUUUAA